AUUGGCCUAAACAUUUUGCGUCAAGUCCACACUUGUCGUUUCCUGUGUGUACAUGUGUAUGUGUGUUUUGCCAGCUGGUGUGGCUGAAACGAGGUGAACGACGCAGGGCAGAUAUCUCCAGAGGAUGCUCUCACUGUUUUGUACCAAGUUGUGACUGCAGUCCUCAAAAUGGAAGAGAUAAAAGAGAGCUUAGCGUUCAAAGGCGUUGCGGAGAGACUGACGCUUGGCAUUACUCGAAUACUCGAAAACAUGCCGGGUGUGGUCGAUGUGCGUUUCGCAGAGAGGGAGCCUGCAGAGAAGAGGAGCCUGCUGUCGUGGGAACAGAAAAACACUUGUAUUUUGCCAGAAGACCUGCGAGAUUUCUAUCUGACAACGGAUGGAUUCACAUUGACCUGGAGCAUGAAACUAGACAAUGAGUGUGUCCCCUUAGGAUGCAUGAUGGUUAACAGUGUGGCCAGGCUGUGCCCACUGCUCCAACCAGUUUCACUUUUCUCCCUUCCUAAUGCACCCUCACUGGCUGACCUGGACUGGGAGGAAAACAGCACAGAAAGUGCAGGGUCAGAGCACGCUCCCACUGCACCUCAUUUUGAUUCCCGGAGCCGCAUCUUCGAGCUGGAUUCCUGUGGUGGGAAUGGCAAGGUGUGCCUGGUCUACAAAAACUGCACCCCAGGUGUAGUAGCCCAGCAGAGUGAAAUUUGGUUCCUCGAUCGCUCUCUGUGCUGGCAUUUUCUGACAGCAACCUUCACCUCUUUCUACAGACUGAUGAUAACCCAUCUGGGUCUGCCUGAGUGGCAGUAUGCCUUCACCCCAUAUGGCCCCAGCCCCCAGGCCAAGCAGUGGGCUUCCCUGUACCAGCCACUGACCUUCAGCAGUGAGCUCAGCCUGGCUGAUCCUGCAGGAGAUUCUUUUCUCAACAAGCUGGAUCCUACCAGGGCCUUCAAAGGCAAAGCCAAGGUACCUGCCCCCAAGAAGAAGCAGUCGGCACAGUGCAGCUUAGGGAGCGCUGCCAAGAGCCAAGGCAACACAGGGAGACCCAGUGGGGCAAAGCGGUGAGAAGGUUCCCGUGCAAGGAAAACAUUGUAACCAUGUGUACAUGACCAACAUGGCUUAUAAGAGCAGCCAGCACCUUCAUUGGGUAGACUUCUUACAAUGCUGAAUGUCUGAAUAGACGCAUGAGCCAAUGGGGUUUCUUGGCUCAAGGCGUAUCAGCUGUUAGGGGCAGCUUGGCAUUAAAAACAGUGUUUCUAACUUUGUUUAUGUUUAGAUGGUAAAAGAAGACACUUGCCUGCCUUACAUUUAGAUAACUCCUGAUUACAUGAGUAUUGUUGUUUACCUUUCACUGCUACAUGUCAGUGAUGGAGAAAUUGGGCUUUCUGAAGCAGCCAAGUGCAUCAGCAACAGAUUCAUUAUUUGCAGCCUCAUUUAACACAGUGUUCACAAGUGACACCCCCUGGUGAAGAUAGUUUAAAGCAGCAAAUUCAUAAAAUAUGAUCAUGUGCUGCUGUAAGUAAUACUGACAUGUAGUAACAAACUGUAACACUGCUGCAACUAAAAAGGAACCCAUUAAUACUCAAUAAGGACACUAUAUCAUUUUAUAACUGUAGUCAUUCUCACUGGACUUGGUUUGCUGUUGGAAAUAUUUCAAUUUUGAAUGUAUAAUACAACAACAUGUACAUAUAAUAUGUAAAAUUAUAAAAGAAGCUUGAGAAUUGGUAAAUUGUAAACACAUCUCUUUAUGUGACUGUAAAAUUGAAGGAAACAGGAAGACUGAAAAUAAUACUGUGUUGGUUUCAGUUGGGCAGUAAAAGUGGGAGCUUCAGUAUCACAUGUUAGAUUGCUUAAGUGCGUAUGUAAAUUACAUAGUUUUUUUUUUUCUGGUCGUUGUAUCUCUGCAGUGCCUCACUUAUGAUGAGCUUUAAUGUAGUGUAAUGUAAACUUCACAAAUAUAAAACUAUGUCCGAGUUUAGGCCUGCUGAUCUUUUCGUAUAAUGGCAUCUGCUCUAAUGAUUCCAUAUCAGUAAAUGUGACGAGGUUAUAUUGCAGCGGAGCUCCCACAAAGUUAAUCAGGACACAUAUACAUAUGUUGCCUUUCGAUUGCUGUGUGCUGGACUGUCAGAAAGAUGAACAUGUAUAUUAUCUUUGGUCGUGCUGCUGCCCUUACAAGCUGUGAGGAACCAACACCUACUGUUAAUGUUUUAUUUUGAAAAGGAUUCAUGUUUAUUUAAGUGCAUGUAUUGGGCCUGUUUGUUUUUCUUUACAUACACUUUAAUCUCCAAGCUCAUGUAAGUGUUCCCCUGUUGAUUGUUGUAAUGGAUGAUACCAAGGUUAUAUCAGCUGCUAUUUCCUCAAUUAUAUAAACAUAAAUAUAAGCCAGUGUUUUUUUUUUUUCUAUGCAUGAAAUGGCUCUAUUUUCAACCUCUUUGAUUUUAAUGUAGUUACUAUAACUAUCAUGGAUAGGGGGCAAGCCAAAGAUGUUGUCAGUGUCACAGUUCAAACUGCCAGAUAGUGUAUGUUAUAUGUAUCACAGUCAAUCUCUAAUAGUUGAAUAAUUAAUGAAUUUACAUACAUACAUAAA
Molecule: messenger RNA, 2575 nt
Organism: Xiphias gladius (swordfish)
Lineage: Eukaryota; Metazoa; Chordata; Actinopteri; Istiophoriformes; Xiphiidae
Gene: tpgs2
Product: tubulin polyglutamylase complex subunit 2
Exons: 7
Coding region: 169-1053 (294 amino acids)
Biological process (GO): protein polyglutamylation
Source: RefSeq, a predicted model, not a curated record